UGAACGCUUCCGGGUUGGGCGGCGGUGGCUCCGGCAGCGGUAUCGGUACCAGCUAUGUCUUGUAGUUUGGUUCCUUUCGGCCACUUCCAGGACUUGGAGGCGGCUGCCGACUUCCUGUGCCCGCAGCGCCGCCGGGGCAACGCGGCGGCCGGCAAGGAGAGCGCAGGGAAAUCAGCAAACUGGGAAGAUGGUGGCUGGGGAGCGUGGGACGAAGCUGAGUUACCAGAACCUGAAGAAGAGGAAUCUAUUUCAAAGAACCAGAGAAAUUACUGGCUUCAGGACUGUGUGUUGUCCUUAUCACCAACAAAUGACCUGAUGGUAAUAGCUAAUGAGCAGAAAGCAGUCUUUUUAGUGCCUAAAUGGAAGCACAGUGACAAGGGAAAAGAGGAAAUGCAAUAUGCUGUUGGCUGGAGUGGCUCUCUGAAUGUUGAAGAAGGUGAAUGUGUGAGUAGUGUAUUGUGUAUCCCAUUGGCAAGUCAGAAGAGGAGUUCCACAGGCCGUCCUGACUGGACCUGCAUUGUCGUUGGCUUCACUUCUGGUUACGUUCGUUUUUACACUGAGAGUGGAGUGCUGCUUCUUGCACAGCUUUUAAAUGAAGAUCCUGUCCUACAGCUUAAGUGCAGAACCUAUGAAAUUCCCAGGCAUCCUGGUGUCACAGAACAGAAUGAAGAACUAAGUAUCUUGUACCCAGCAGCAAUUGUGACAAUUGAUGGUUUCAGCCUCUUUCAGUCCCUUCGUGCAUGUCGCAACCAGGUAGCAAGAGCUGCAGCAUCUGGCAAUGAGAAUGUUCAGCCUCCACCAUUAGCUUAUAAGAAAUGGGGUUUGCAAGAUGUGGAUACAAUUGUUGACCAUGCUAGUAUUGGCAUCAUGACACUGUCUCCUUUUGAUCAAAUGAAGACUGCUUCCAAUAUAGGUGGAUAUAAUGCAGCUAUAAAAAACAACCCACCUGCUAUGUCUCAGUACGUUACUGUUGGAUCCAAUCCUUUCACUGGUUUCUUUUUUGCCCUGGAGGGUAGCUCACAGCCACUGUUGUCUCAUGUUGCCUUAGCAGUUGCAAGUAAACUGACUUCAGCAUUAUUUAAUGCUGCCAGUGGCUGGCUUGGUUGGAAGAGUAAACAUGAGGAGGAAGCUGCCCAAAAACAGAAACCAAAAGUUGAACCUGCAACACCAUUGGCAGUAAGGUUUGGACUUCCAGAUUCCCGUCGCCAUGGUGAAAGGAUAUGUCUUUCUCCAUGUAACACUUUGGCAGCAGUAACAGAUGAUUUUGGAAGGGUUAUUUUACUGGAUGUUACAAGAGGACUUGCAGUUCGCAUGUGGAAAGGAUACCGUGAUGCAGAAGUUGGUUGGAUACAGACUGUAGAGGACCUUCAUGACAGAGAAACUGAGAAGGUCGAUUUCUCUCCUUAUGGAAAUGCACAAGGUCCAAGCAGGGUGGCUCAGUUCCUUGUGAUCUAUGCUCCGAGGAGAGGCAUUCUGGAAGUGUGGAGCACACAGCAAGGGCCUCGGGUUGGAGCCUUCAAUGUGGGAAAAUACUGUAGGUUGUUGUAUCCUGGUUAUAAAAUAAUGGGUUUAAACAAUGUGACCAGUCAGGGAUGGCAGCCUCAGACUUAUCAGAUAUGCCUUGUUGAUCCAGUCUCUGGAAGUGUGAAAACUGUCCAUGUACCUUUCCACUUAGCACUGAGUGACAAAAAGAGUGAGCGAGCAAAGGAUAUGCAUCUAGUGAAGAAGUUAAAUGCUUUACUCAAAGCGAAAACCUCAGAUCCAGAUUUGAUUGAAGCUGAAGCAAAGGAAUUAAUACUGGAUAUCAAAUACCCUGCUACAAAGAAACAGGCUCUGGAAAGUAUACUGACAAGUGAACGUGUGCCGCUUUCAUCUCUCACAAACAUCACUCAGACAUUAAUGGAUAAUUUGAAAAAACAGGAGCUUGAGUGUGUGGAUGAAGGACUACUGCAGUUCUGUGCGAACAAGUUAAAGCUGUUACAUCUUUAUGAACUAGUUAGCAAACUGAAUACCCAAAGCAUACAGAAAGACACUCCACCUUUAGAUAAUGACUUGGCCAAACUGCUUCAGAUGGAAGAAGAAGAAUUUCAUAGGCUCCAAACCUUACUGGAGAACUACAAGAAAGAAAAUGCUCAAACUACUGCUCAGUUGGCUGAUGAGAAGUAUGAUGUGUUGUCCGUGAAAAUGUUCUUAGAAUAUUUGGAAUACGAGAAGGAUGUGAUUAAUGUGAAAAAUAUGGAAGAUGGAGAAUAUGUGGCUUUAGGCAGCUUUUUCUUCUGGAACUGUUUGUGUGGGAAGAGUUCCACAGAGGAAAUGUGUCAUGCAUUGGAAUCAGCAGGUUUUAGCCCUCAAAUCUUGUUGUCACUCCUUCUCAAUUUAUGGCUCUAUAAGGAAAAAGAUAUUCUAGACAAGCCGGAUUCUGUCAGUUGCCUUCACACUAUGCUGUCACUUCUGAGCAAAAUGAAAGUUGCUAUAGAUGAGUCGUGGGACACUCAGUCGGUUUCCCCCUGGUGGCAGCAGAUGCGUACAGCAUGUAUUCAGUCUGAAAAUAAUGCAGCUGCCUUGUUAUCUGCUCAUGUUGGACAUUCUGUAACUGCACAGAUAAUUGACAGCGUGACAGAGAAAAAGUUUUCCCAAAUAACUGUAGGUUCAGACACAGAAUCCUGGGAAGCGCUUUCCCUUGAUACUGAAUAUUGGAAACUUUUGCUGAAACAGUUAGAGGAUUGUCUGAUACUUCAAACACUGCUGCAUAGCAAAGUGAGCAAAAGGACAAAAAGAGUUUCAUCGCUCCAGACUGAGCCUUUGGGCAGGCUUUCUGUAAAGAAAUUGCUUGAAUCUGGAAAAGGAGGUAUUGCUGACAUUGUAGCAAAAUGGGUUUUUAAGCAAGGCUUCAGUCCUCUUGUACUGAAUUUGGCCCAACACAGAAAUAAUACAUAUAGUACUGAAGAACCUGUGGAAACGCAUAAUAAUAUCUUUCUUGAGGAAUCGGAAGCAGAUGCAGGCUUGGAAACAAUCCUAGAGCUGCUGCAACUAGCGUAUCAGCAGUUUCCAUGUAGUCUUGAAGUGGAUGUCCUCCAUGCACAUUGCUGUUGGGAAUAUGUAGUGCAGUGGAAUAAGGACCCAGAGGAAGCAUGUUUUCUCAUUAGGUCUAUUGAUCAUCUAAGAUGUAUCGUUAAUGCUCACGUUCAGCACGGUAUCGCUCUGAUGAUGUGGAAUACAUUCAUAGUAAAAAGGCUUUCUUCUGCUACCUAUCUAAUGGACAAGGUUGGAAAAGCUCCAAAGGAUAGAUUGUGCAGAAGGGAUGUAGGUAUGGGUGACACAGCAAUGACAGCUUUUCUUGGCUGCUGUUCAGAUCUUCUGCAAACAUUGCUAGAGGCUGAUGUUUGUAGUGACGAGAUGCAGGCUCCUGUCUUAGAUACUGAAGACGCUUGGAUGUCGGUAGAAGGACCAGUAUCAAUAGUAGAACUGGCCCUUGAGCAGAAACGCAUUCACUACCCACUUGUGGAACACCAGUUUGUGUUAUGCACUAUCUUGUAUGCCAUCAUGAGAUUUUCUCUGAAGAGUGUGAAGCCCCUUUCGCUGUUUGAUAGCAAGGGAAAAAAUGCGUUUUUCAAAGACCUUACUUCAAUUCAGCUGCUACCCAGUGGAGAUAUGGAUCCAAAUGUGUUAUCCGUACGACAACAAUUCUUGGUCAAAGUUGUGAACGCAGCAGUUGAAGCACUGUGUUCAUCACAAAAGGCCAAAGAAGUCUCAGAAGAGGAAUUGUUUCCUUUUGAAAAGGGGAAGAAUUGGCCAGCUUUGGCUGCAGACCUGGCUCAGUAUCUCCAAAUCUCUGAGGACAUGGUCAAAAGGCACUAUGUCUGUGAACUGUACAGUUACGGUCUGGAUCAUCUUGGUGAAGAGGCCUUUCUUCAGGUGGCAGACAAAGAAGUGCUCGCAUCACAGCUGCUCAUACUGGCUGGGCAGAGACUGGCCUUCGCUUUACUGCAUGUGCAGACAGCGGAGGGUAUGGAACUCCUUGCUAGGCUUCCUCCCACACUGUGUACUUGGCUCAAAGCUAUGGACCCCCAAGAACUUCAAAAUGUAGAUGUGCCAAUUGCAACAACAGCUAAACUGGUCAACAAAGUUAUUGAGCACUUACCAGAGAACCACGGGCAGUACAGCCUUGCCUUGAACCUGAUAGAGGCUGUAGAAGCCAUCUCAUCAUGACAUUCUUGGUUAGCACAGCUCUGUGACCUAGUGGUAUAAUGCAUGACUUUAUACAACGAGGCUGAGCUUUACAGAAAGAAACUUUCAUGUGGCUCUUGUUAAAUGACAAAAACAACAAUGCUCUCCACCCCAGAAUUUCAGGUGAUUUUAAAUUGAGUAUGUUUUAAAUUCUGCACUAGUACAAAGAUGUUUAGUUUCUAGUACACUUGUAUCUGAAAUGCUUUAUUUAUUUCUGACUUGAGCGCUUUUUGUGGUAGUCUACAUUGGAUAUACUUGACAGCAGUUUUACUCUAUUUACAAAAUCACAUCUGUUAAAUUCUGCAUUUCUUGCUGGCAAUAACUGCUGCAGUUUCAGUGUUCCAUGUAGGAUUUGUUUUCCAAAACAAGCUGUAGAAUUACAUCUGAGAAAAACUUCAGUCUCUGAAGUUACCAUGUAAAACCAGUACUGUUUUUUUAGAAGCUAGAGCUGGUUUGGGGCUCAUGCCUUUUAACUGCAUUAUACAUGACAAAGAGUGACUGUGCUAGACACAGGAUGAAACGUGCUGGGGCCUUAUGCAGAAGGGAGAACAGCGCACAGUGGAAAUGGCUUGAAAAAGAGAAGCCAGUUCUCCAGACAGAUUUGGACUUAUCUUUUAGUCCUAGCGUGCUGGGCUUCGGCUAAAAUUAGAUUUACAUCCCUCUCCUUCAUUAUUACGCUUUGCUGAGGUUAAGUAGGUCAAGGAAUGUCUUACUGCAACACUGUUCCCUCAUCUUAUCAUUGUAGGAGUUGUAGUAUGCUAUAAAUCUCUACACAUGUUAACUUGUAGUCAAAAAACUGCUUAGAUAGUUGACCCAACUUCAUCAAAGAUCUAUGUAGUACCGAGUACUUAGCCUUAAAAAAAACCACUUUUAUUUACAGUACCUACAGGGAAUCAUAUAUUUAAUAUCUUCACUGUCAGAGUGGUAUUAAACAUGAUUAUCUGCAUCAGUGAGUACUGCUAACUUUCUACCUAAAGGAAACGAGGAAAUAAAAAUGAAAUUGGUGUUAACUGUUUUCAUCAGCUGAAACUACUAGCUUCAUCUUGUAACCCACUCCUCUUGCAGUGUAUGUAAGAAACAUUCAUAGCAGUCUGCUUUGCUGGAGAGAGCAUUUGGUCUUAUCUUUUUGACGUACAUGCUGCUGUCAUCUACAGGUUAGAUUCCCCCUAAGAACAGGUUACGUUGGGGGUCAUGUUCUACGCAGCCUCCUUCACCAGAUCGCUGCAUUUUAACAUAGCUGAUCAAGGCUUGAAAAAUUUUGAUAUCAAAUAUUUGACUUCCUACAGUGGUAGGAGAUCACAGAAUAGAGAACAGUGAGAAUUCCACUAAGAAUAACUUGCUGGCCCCAGUCUAUACUGACUUCCAUAACUGAUAUUUAAACAGCUGUUAGGGAAAAAUGGAAAAAAACCAGGAUUGUACAAGUGAGUUCACCACUUUGCCUGACAGCACUUCAAACUUCUGUAGAAAUGAGUAUGCUAGAGAUUUGGUCAUCAUGGAACCUGAGGAAAAACCAGAAAUGUUUCUUGGUCACAUUACAUUCCUGUAUCCUGGUACAGCUGUGUAAAGGAUUUUACAUAACCGAGUAUCAUGUCAGAGCUGACACACUACACCAAUCAAAUCUGUAAUGUAUUGUAAGUAAUACUCUGUAUAUAGUGCUAUUUUGUGUCAAAUUUGCUGUGGAUUUGUGUAAAUUGAUUAAAUAAAAUUUGAGGUUUCACUGUGUCUUUUCCUUGUUUUUAGGGAAUGAUGGUCACCAUGUCUUCUGUUGUGUAUUCCAAGAGGAGUAGCCCCUACAGUGUAGAGAGGACUGGUUCUCUGGGGUUCCCA
Cuculus canorus (common cuckoo) is the source of this 6054-nucleotide messenger RNA. It is a transcript of the gene RAB3GAP2, whose product is annotated as RAB3 GTPase activating non-catalytic protein subunit 2. NCBI's taxonomy places the organism in Eukaryota, Metazoa, Chordata, Aves, Cuculiformes, Cuculidae. Gene Ontology annotation, biological process: regulation of GTPase activity. The transcript is spliced from 35 exons. Bases 55 to 4209 code for a protein of 1384 amino acids. The record is from RefSeq and is a predicted model, not a curated record.